This is a messenger RNA of Amorphotheca resinae ATCC 22711, 3365 nucleotides long. RefSeq lists its product as hypothetical. Bases 228 to 3035 code for a protein of 935 amino acids. The transcript is spliced from 5 exons. The record is from RefSeq and is a predicted model, not a curated record. NCBI's taxonomy places the organism in Eukaryota, Fungi, Ascomycota, Leotiomycetes, Helotiales, Amorphothecaceae. Gene Ontology annotation, molecular function: hydrolase activity.
CGUCAGUUGACGGCCGUGGGCUCAGCUCACUUUAGUUGGAUUGUCCCGUUUCAAUGUUUACAGCAACGCGACCGCAAUACUGGAUAACCCGUCUCUUCCCCAAGUGACUUUGAAUACAUGAUUGCGCUGCGGAUUCCGGAAGACUGUUUGUUCAUCUGGCAAGGAACAGACCCGAGGCAAGCAAGGCUGCGGUUGUUGGUGCUGACGAAAGAGCAAGAAGGGACAAGAUGGUGUUCAAUACUGCCACCGUCGCUGGCGCAGUGACUCCUACUGUGAUGCAGACUCUUCUGGCACAUUGUUUCGAUCGCAAAGCUCGCUCGCACAAGCCCACGGCACAUAUCACCUAUGACGAAGGUCUCCGUCUGAUCAAGAGAUUCCUCGUCUACGCUUCGCACCACUCUGUUGAAGACCUCCAACGCUUCACUUCACAAUGGGUCCCUCAUCCAGCGUGGGUCCUUGUGGAGGAUGUCAAGAUAUCCCAGAAAUAUCUCACGAGAGCCGCAGAAGUGAUCCAGAUGCAAUUGGGAGCUCAAGGAAUUAAGUUAGUUGGAGGGAAGACGUGGUGGCAGUGGCGGCGACCAGGCAACGAGAUGGAGGCCGAAUGGAUUGAAAUGCGAACUCACUUUCAGAGGAGAAUAAGAAACAAUAGGCCGGUCAACAGGGUUAUGCUCUAUAUACAUGGCGGAGCGUAUUACUUUGGGAGUGUGGACGAGCAUCGGUAUCAGAUGCAAAGACAUGCGAGAAAGUUGAAGGCUAGGGUUUUUGCUCCACGGUACCGCUUGGCGCCUCAAUUCCCCUUCCCAUGCGGUAUACAGGACUGUUUGGCUGCAUACCUAUACCUCCUUACUAUCCAGCACCCGACAACCAUCGUUUUCGCAGGGGAUUCAGCUGGUGGAGGCAUGAUCUUGAGCUUGCUCGUCACUCUGCGUGACCAAGGCCUCCCCUUACCAGCGGGAGCUAUUCUGAUAUCUCCGUGGGUCGACCUAACGCAUUCUUUUCCAAGUGUUGGUGAAGAUAACCCAUUUGAUUAUAUUCCACCUUAUGGCUUCCAUCAUCGGCCAUCACCUUCCUGGCCUCCUCCAACCGCAGAUGAUAUUCGUGCUAUGGAGGCGGUUAUGGGGAAAGACUCAGCUUCCAAGGAGUACCCCAAACUUCCAGGGGAAAAUGAAGCAGAUGCUAUUCAAGGUUUUCAUGUGGAUCACCACCCAGCUCCGGGCACGCGAAAUGCCACAGCUGGUAACGGCAUUAUUACUAAUGGUAGCACUUCGCCUGCCGCAAAUACUAUUCCUUUGCCUGGUCGUGAGUUGUCGAUCAUGAUCGAUGGGGAGUUGAUAGAGAUCAAGGACCAGAUUCAGAUGUAUGCCCCGAACGAGCUUAUCUCCCAUCCUUUGGUAUCCCCUAUAUUACAGCCGUCCCUUGGGGGUCUACCACCGCUGCUUAUCUUGACCGGUGGCGGUGAGAUGCUCAGAGAUGAGCAGAUUUACCUGGCUCAUAAGGCAGCAAACCCGGCAAAGUAUCCUCCAGGAGACGCGUUCUUGGAUGAUACUACUCAUGAUCGUAACAGAAAUCUGAUCAACGAAUGGAGGCCUACGGAUGUGCAAUUACAAGUUUGGGACGACCUAUGUCAUGUGGCAACGACUCUAAGCUUUACACGGCCUGCAAAAUACAUGUAUCGAUCAGUAGCCCAGUUCGGGGCUUGGGCGCUGGCUAGAGCUCAGAGGUCCCAAAUAGAGAUCAUCGAUGACGAUGAAGUUUCUGUGAUCUCGAGAUCGGAAUCUGAUGCAGAGGUUCCGGCAGGACAGGAGAAAGGGCAUGAAGCUGCGGCUUCUGGCCGGAUGCGCAAAGCCUGGGAUCCACUUCCACGCUUCAGGCAUCAUCUUAUCCGUCAACGUGUUGAUCGCCAUGGGAAUACAUACCCACUUGAGCCCGAAUCAGAGUUGCCUGGCUGCAAUCUCCCCACCAGCGAGAUUGGCGUAAUCAAGGAAGCGCCAGUCAGAAAGUGGAUAGCUGCAAAGAGAAAAUGGGAUACCAAAUAUGCUUCUGCGAAACGAAGAAUACAAAAAAAGAGGGCAAUGGAAUUUGCCAAAGGGUUCCAGCAAUAUGAUGGCGAAGUCCCCCCACCGUCUGCCUUGGCCAGUAGAAGAAAGCUGGGUGAGGAUCUCAAGGAGCGGAAAAAGACACUAAGCAAGGGGCUGGUUUUUUGGUCUCUGUGGGGCAGCAAGCACGAUGAAAGGUCUAUAGAGAACGAACUGGAGAUCGACAAAGAACCGGACAUCGUCAUCGUAACCUCUGCAGAAAGUGCUCAUCCAAGGCCACUAUAUGACUUGACGAGGAGGGGCCAUAGUCGCAGCAGGUCUCGACGUCGGAUAGUCACCGACGAGAACCAGACUGGAGCCGAUGACAUUGACGAGGAUACUCCGGCCGCCGAAUUGCAAAAAAGAUCUGCUGCGAAGAGGGCAGAUGUUGAGGGCUCUAAAAAUCUAGAUUUCGGCUCUGGAGAUCCAGACUUCCCCCCCUCUGUGCCAUCCCCUGUGCCAUCAGUCUUUGUUCCGAAACCCGGGGUAAAUGAAAGUGAGCUGAAACGGCCCAAGGCAAAUGGAAUUGCCUAUCCAUUUACUCUGAACAAAGAGAGUGCGAACGCUAGCAUGACGACUCUCACAAGCGUUGCAGGCGUACCUCCCGUCAAGGAUAUAAGAACCGAGGGGGUUCAAGACCAUGGCGUUGAGGCCGAGGCUGCUGAUAUCGACGCUGAGAUUGCUGCUAAGAAAAAUAUCGAAGCAGCCAAAGCGACAGGAGAGACUGAGCAGAAACGACCAAAGACAGAUGGAGUUGCCUACCCAUUUACUUUAAAAAACAAAGAGGGCACGAGUGCUAGUAUGACGACUCUCACGGGUGCUGCAGGCAUACGCCCCAUGAAAGAUUUGGGAUAUGAGGGAGCCAAAGAAAGUGGUGUUGAGACCAACGCCGCUGACACCAACACCGCGACUGCUACUAUGGAUAAUAGUGAAGCAGGCAAAAAUAUCGAGAGAGAAUGAAAAGCCUUCAAAUCUAACAACCGGUAUAAUGGAAAGAGGAGGCGCACUUGAGGGUCUUAAUGGAAAAAACAGGCUGUAGGGAAUGGUAGGGAUAAGAGCGCUGAGCGGCCCCCUUUAAAAACGUCUGUCCCGUCUGCGGAGCUUUUGCAGACACUUACUAUUUUGUAAUAUAAGGCGGCAUCUGGAUAUUGUACUUGUAUAUACGGAUGGAAGGUGUACUUGUCUCAUUUGUUGGUUGAUCUUGCCCUUCGUUCUCACAGGGCCUAUUUGUAUAUAGGUAUACCAGACGCAUAGAAUUAAUUAGCUCAAGUGAAUGCGUCUUAUCUUGAC